Molecule: messenger RNA, 4393 nt
Organism: Gambusia affinis (western mosquitofish)
Lineage: Eukaryota; Metazoa; Chordata; Actinopteri; Cyprinodontiformes; Poeciliidae
Gene: ifnlr1
Product: interferon lambda receptor 1
Exons: 8
Coding region: 121-1638 (505 amino acids)
Molecular function (GO): protein binding
Source: RefSeq, a predicted model, not a curated record
GCCACUCCUUGUCCAGAGUGGUUCAGAGAUGGUUGAUUAGCCGAAGAAAGAGGUUGGUCUAAAAAGGACUGCAGAGGAUUUUAAUUUUGUUUGGGAGAAUCUUUUUUGAAGACUAAGAAAAUGUGGCCUACGAACAUAGUGAUCGUUCUGUUCUGCUAUGCAAGUCUCUCAGCUGGAAGUGGCCGUGUGUAUUUCAUCUCUAAAAACUUUUACAACGUUCUUCACUGGGAUCCUGUGAAGCCAGCUUUUCCAGCCCAAAAGGUUCUCUAUAGCGUGCAGUACUGGAGGGGUGAUGAUCAGGACUACUUGAUAAAAGAUGAGUGUCAAAACAUCACCAGCCUGUCAUGUGAUCUAACUGCAGAAACCCCAUCAGUGUAUGACGUUUACUACAGAGCUAAAGUAAUGGUGAAUGGGACCUGUCAUGACAUCACCACCUUCUUUAAGCCCUUGAGAGACACUGUCCUUGGUCCACCAGAUUUGUCUAUUCGCACAACAGCGUCCACCCUGCAUGUCAACAUCACUCUGCCAAAGGGGCCAAAUGGAGACUCCAUUACAGAUAUCAUCACCUCCACCAAAAAAGCUGUGCUGGAGUACACCUUAAAAAUAACCCAUCCACAGUGGGCGGCACAGGUCGUCAAAACCAAAAAUAACCACUUUGACAUCAACUUGAAGUACAACCAAUCCUUCUACUGCGGCCAUGUGGUUUACACAGCUAUUCCAGAAUGGGGUCGCUCAGUCAGUGAAAAUUCAUCCUUCUGUGCAACUCUGCCAAAUGAUCCUCAUAUACCUUUUCUGUGGCCUCUCCUGGGUGGUGCUGUUCUGGCAGGCAUAGUCAUAUUAUCAGCUGUGUGUGUGUGCAACUAUGUGAAAGGUGGAGACUCAAAUAUCAUGAUAAAGUCACUGGUAAUGUCCUCCCAGAAAUUGAACAUUAUAGAACAUCCGGAUAAGAAUCUCAGGAUUUCUGAAGUUUCUAGCAAGGACACAAACCAAAUGGUUCACAACAAAGAAAAUACACGUCGAAACAGUACUGAGAACUCUCCGUAUUGCCAGCAAAACCCUGUCACAAGUGCCCAGUCUUCUGGAAGCUAUGCUGCAGUUGGAAUCCGGCCCCAGGAUGAAGAAAAUGAAAGAAAUUUUCAGCAGCAUGAUACUAUGCACAGACCAACAAGAAGAUGUUCUUCGCUGCUUUUCACAGAAAGCAGGGAAAAAGAACUCCAGAUAAGAGAAGAAAUUCCAAGUUGGAGUACUCUCGAGCAGCAGCAACUGGUCCUACGAACUGUAAGAGACGUCAAUGGACAACUACAACUUGCAUUUCAACUAAAGAGUAACCCUGAUGAAUUACAGAUGAUCACAGAGAGGAAGCCUCUGUUAUCAGACGUAACCUGCCAGGAUGUAUCAUUUAACUUUUUUGAAAGAUUAGACAGUUUAGAUGGGAGAGAUUCUGGCUGUUAUGAUAGCAUGGUUAACACACCAACCAGCUUAUACUGCAACACCAGUUACUGCUCUGAAACAACGGUUCCUGAUUUUCAGCAAGAAUGUCAGACCAAGCUUCCUGGUGAUGCCAUAUUUCAAUCAGGGUACAAACAAAACUGGAUGCCUGAAAGGCCACAUGAACCCAUCAACAUUACAGACACUUGAAGAGGACAUUAGCAGAUAUGAAGGUCAGGGGUGAAAAGGACAUGACAAACUUUCUUACAACACAAGAAUAUACAAAUUCAACAUUUGUCCAGUUUUUUACUCCAUAAAUCUACUUCCCCAGCAAUAUCCAUCAAGGACUGUCCCCCACAUCCCCACUUUUUUAAGCAAAGAGUGGUGGAAGAAGAAGUUGACCAGAAAAAUGGGAACUAGAAGGAAAAUGUAGAAUUUGUGAAAAACCAGCAGAUUUGUAUGAAAGUACUGAUGGUUAUGUAAAAGCAGUUCUGUUUGUACAUUUUCACUCCUUUAUGUGAAAAAGGAUGUAGUGUAGUGUUUCUCAUUAUUUUAUAUAUUACUAUUUAUAACUUAUAUGCCACAAAUUACACAAGCAAAUAAUAACAUAUAUGCAUGUACUAUGAGCGCAUUUGUGUGCCAUUGUCACAACUACAUAGAGAUUUAUAGAUCUGGUACAUUGUGACAAAUUUCCCAUCUUAGAUUUCUUUAAGGUUUGUUCUAUUUCUGUUUUGGCAAAUUCUCAUUUUUCUUAAAACUAUGAUUAACGCAAGGCUCAAAAUAUUUCUGAUGAAUUUUUAUUAAUUGAAAGGUAACAGACUUUUCUCAAUUUGUGUCACAUAUCUACAAAUGCAGUAAAGUUCUCCUGGUUACUGAAUAGAUAUCUGGUCUGUCAUUUACUCAUACAGGUAAUGUCCUCCCAGAACAUUACCAUGUAUAAGCCUCAAGGGACCUUUUUGUCCUCAUGGAUCAUAAUUUAUAUAAUGAGGAGAGGAGAUUUCACCCUGUGUGUAUGAGAGAGCAGUCAGUGUUACAUAGGUCUGACGGUAAACACAAUUUACUAUUUUGAAACCAAGAAGACAUAAUUACUGAGGUAGCAUUUUAAGCUAACCUGGUAAAAACCAGCCCCUUGCUCUUUACUUCGUACAGAUGGUCAGGACCCUCUGCUAUUGAAAGAUGACUUUUUGUUGGAGGCAGUUGUGUAUUCUGCUGAAGAUUUAAACAAUUAGAUCUCAUUUUACCCUGAUGAUAACAUUUGACCAUGUUGUAUGUAAUGUGCCAGCACAAUCAUGAAGAAAGCUAUGCUAUGAAGCUUACCGGAAAUUGUACGCACUGUGAAAACCAUCUCCCUCUGCAAAGAGAAAAGUGUUAAAUAUCUUAGAGUUUCUUUUUCCAACUUUAACUGCUCAAUAUUUAGAAGUGUGAUCAACAUGGAUUUCCUCUGCUGCCAUUGCCAGACUGCAGACUACAAUUCUAAAACAACCCAGAAGUUCAAUAUUAUUGUUUACAUUUGCUUGCGGAUUGGCUAGGAUAAAAUGCAUCCUGAGAAAUUGAGCUCAGUUGGAGAAAUCCCAGACAGAGCACUGAAGGGAGAUGAGAAUACAGUGGAAUUAAACACUUAAAGUACUAUAAGGUGUAUUUUAAGCUGUCUUUACCGUCUAAUGUUAGAACUUACAGUAGACUCAGUUAACAUUUCAAUCAUUAAACAGUCUCCCUACACAUGUAUUGCAAGUGUUCCUCCCCCUAACUAUGAACUACUCAAAAUAAAGGCAUUUAUUUUUAAUUAUCCAUGUUUUGUUACAAAUGUCGUUGGACAAAAUUUUCACUAAUUUCCUAGGGCAUCUUGACUUAUACUGGUCAGUUAUUUAUGUGAUACAGUUUUCAAAUCCAUGUCACUGGCUGUUAUUUUACCGCAAUGCAACUAUCAGUCUUAAAGUUUUCUGAAAACAAACCUCGCUGUCCUGUUUACUUAGCCACAAUAUAACAUUUGUCAGAGUCAUAAGAAAAUAAGUUUUUGGCCUUUUGAAAUAGAUGGAAGAUGAAACUAUAAACUAGCACAUUUUCCUCCCAUCAUAUUUCAGUAUUAUCUAUGAUGCAUAGAAACUCAUACCUUACUUGCUACCUUUACUUUGUCUUGAAAUAAAAAAAAUGUUUUUCAAACUUGUUUUAAAUUUGUAGGAAAAAAUAACCUGUGCCACAAUAAAGUCAUAUUAGAAGGUAGUGUCAUGGCGCAGUUUAAGCCACACUGAUAAGAGCUUGGCUUUUAAACGCUUGAGUGCAAUCUUUUAUUUACAGCUGUAAAGUAAUAAUGUGAAAUCAUGCUAUUCUGAGAUUUCUCUUUUUUUCCCCUUUUACCAACAUGUAACAAAUGAAUUGUUUUUGUGCUUUUCUGCUACCUUUAUUCUUUCGUUUCAUUUAGGAUUAGUUCUGUGUAAGGAGUAAGGUGUGUUCAGAUUGAUAUGAGUAGUAUGUACAAAACAAUGAAAAUGCACAUCUAUUGCUGUACAAAAUGUCACGUUGAUUUCUCUUGAAUGUCUGUGUUGUAAAGUAAAAAUUCUGAGUGUACAUAUAUAUGUGUAUAUUUUUAAACUAGUGAAAACUUCCUUUACGUAAAUAGGAUUGUCAACAGUGUAAAACAAUAAAAUGUGAAUACCGUUUUGGGUUUCUAAGUAACAGAGGUCAAAGUAUCUAGAGCAACAAGUUUGAUAAGUGAUCACUCUGUCCUCAGAGACAUUUAUCAUAUAAUAAAAGGGGAGAAAAAUUACAGCAUCCAAAGUUCAGCUAGGCAGCCAUUUUGAAAGAAAUGAAUGUUUGCAGUCAUAGUGUGCUUAAGAUAAUGAAACAGAUCUCUGGUUCUGUGUUUAUAUUUUUCCAUACUACAGAAUUUGUAUUGAAAUCAAAUGCCUAACAAAACACUUUUGUCACUUUCCUUAAAGGAUGGCUACAAUAAACAUAAAAUCUCAAA